AUGUCCUCUUCACCCCCUCACACGUACCCUCAACCGUACCUCUCCUCCGGAACUUCCUCGACGGGAUUGACGUUCGAUGCCAGCAAGAUCAAGCUGCACAAGCUGGUGUGGGAAGCGCCGCACGUUUUGCGAGUCAGUUUCGAUAGGAAACCAGUCAAUAGCUGGAUCGAGCUCAUGUGGCGAGAGUUGGCGGCCAUCUUUGCACACAUUCGCACGGAUGCGAAUGUCAAUGCGGUGGUGCUGAGCGGCGAGGGCAGGUGCUUCACAGCCGGUCUGGAUCUCUCUUCCUCCUCUCUGGGCGCCAUUCUGGAUCAAGAGACGGACGUAGCUCGUAGAGCGUGGCGCGUUCGUAUCUGGCUGAGGGAGCUGCAAGAUGCUCUGACGAUGAUGGAAAAGUGCGAUAGACCCAUCGUUGGAGCUGUGCACGAUGUGGCGUACGGUCUGGCCAUCGAUCUGCUGUGCUGCGUGGAUGUGAGGAUCGCAGAGAGCAAGGCUAGAUUCUCCAUCAAGGAAGUGGAUGCGGGAUUAGCAGCAGACGUGGGCACCUUGCAGCGUUUCCCAAAAAUUGUAGGCAACGAGUCGGCAGCGAGGGAGCUAGCAUUGACAGGCAGAGAGUUUGACGCUCAAGAAGCGCUACGCAUCGGAUUUUUGAGUCGCGUGGUGGAAGGAGGCAGGGAUGGCGUGCUUGCCGCGGCCAUCGCGAUCGCAAAGGACAUUGCAUCCAAAGCGCCCAUCGCUGCGCGCGGAACCAAAGAUUUGCUGCUUCAUGCCCGGGAUCACAGCGUCGAUGAUGGUCUGGCAUACACGGCGGCUUGGAACGCUGCCAUGCUGCAGAGCGAAGACAUACCCGUCGCGAUGGCCGCCGUGCUUCAAAAGAAGAAGCCAACGUUUGAAAAGCUUUGA
Molecule: messenger RNA, 903 nt
Organism: Ceraceosorus guamensis
Lineage: Eukaryota; Fungi; Basidiomycota; Exobasidiomycetes; Ceraceosorales; Ceraceosoraceae
Product: ClpP/crotonase
Exons: 7
Coding region: 1-903 (300 amino acids)
Cellular component (GO): mitochondrion
Molecular function (GO): delta(3,5)-delta(2,4)-dienoyl-CoA isomerase activity
Source: RefSeq, a predicted model, not a curated record